CUGAAACAUCUCUGCUGCAUGUCUUCAUUCUAAAAAAGUGAAUCCUGCUUCAGAGUGUACCAGCAGUUUAGUGUCAGACACAAUGAGGAACAUACCUUUGGCUACACUUUGGAUAAUUUUCAUCUCAGCUGUGGAUUCAAGUGCAUUGACAGUUUUUCAGUCUCCAGUGGCAUUUUCACAAGAUGGAGUUGUCAGUUUAAUAUGCAAUUACAACUACAGUUUUAAUGUAACCUUCAGGACAGAAUUUCGUGCCACCUUAUUAAAAGGACAGAUAAGCAAUAACAACAUAGUAUGCAGCUUCACUUACAACGCCAGUGUUCAGGAACUUACUUCCAGAAGCCAUGGAUUCCACUGCCACGGACGACCAACCAGUCACAAUAUCAGCAUCAGUCUUAUAAAUCUGAGCACUAACGACACUGAUAUGUAUUUUUGUAAGAUAGAAAAAAUGUACCCAGCUCCAUAUUACAACUUCACAGGUAGUGGAACCUACAUACAUGUUUUGGCUGCAUUGACAGUUUUUCAGUCUCCAGUGGCAUUUUCACAAGAUGGAGUUGUCAGUUUAAUGUGCAAUUACAGCUACAGUUUUAAUAUAACCUUCAGGACAGAAUUUCGUGCCACCUUAUUAAAAGGACAGAUAAGCAAUAACAACAUAGUAUGCAGCUUCACUUACAACGCCAGUGUUCAGGAACUUACUUCCAGAAGCCAUGGAUUCCACUGCCACGGACGACCAACCAGUCACAAUAUCAGCAUCAGUCUUAUAAAUCUGAGCACUAACGACACUGAUAUGUAUUUUUGUAAGAUAGAAAAAAUUUACCCAACUCCAUAUUACAACUUCACAGGUAGUGGAACCUACAUACAUGUUUUGGCUGAAAAACCCUGUGUAGAUUUCUGGUGGAUUAUAAUAGCUGCAUCAAUAGCUGCAUUUUUCGUUCUGUACAGCCUGAUAAUAACUGUGGGCUAUGUAAUCUGCAUUUACGAGAAAAUGCAAAAACAAAAUGCAGCUUCACCUAGUCUGGACAUAAAACCUCCUGCGGACAGCAACAGUGAAUACAUGCCAAUGAAAGCUGUAUGGAACGGUGCUCCACACUGAUAUUUUUUCAUUAUGAAGUGUUACAUGUUCUUUUGGAAUACAACAGUAUUUGACAAUUAUUUUUAGAAGCUAAUGCAUCACUGAGGUACAACAUGUGAACCUUACUGAUUUGUGAUGUUCUGCAGCACACAAGAUACGAAUGCCAUUUCUGAAUUCAUGGCUGUUUUGCAUGUAGCACAUUGACAGAAUUCUGUGAGGCAAAGAUGUGACCAUCUUUAUAAUGUGCAGACACUGACCUUCUGGGGUUAAGCACAGAACGGCAAGAGUAUUAAAACAUUUGAGAAUUAAACAAGUGCAGACAUUUUAAAGCUUUGCAUUGGAAGACCAGUAAAUGUGAAUCCUGAACAAUCAGAAACUAAUACUUCUGAUGAUCAAAUCCAGAAAUGUAGAUACGUGCAAGUCGCAUGCCAUAUAUGAAGCUGUAAAAGUGUUGACGAUCAACCUAUGCCAGAACAUCAAGAGUGACUGAAUCUGUUAUUCCUCUUUCAGUUCUGAACACGUGAACUUUGCUUGACUCCAGAAAUAAUAUGGGGUUAUUCUGUAAUUGUUUGAAAAUAGGAAAGCUUUUGUACUGUAACUGUUUGAGACUAAGAAAACCUAUCUUGUAAUUUUGUUGCCAAAUGCAUUGAUGUUGAAUUUAAUUUUUAUUUCACUUGUAGUAAAAAUAUUUGGUAUCUAUAUCAUUCUCCAUAACAAAUAUUUUUACUACAAGUGAAAUAAAAAUUAAAUUCAACAUCAAUGCAUUUGGCAACAAAAUUACAAGAUAGGUAUUCUUGGUAUCUAUAUAAUUCUCCCUAACAAGCCACAGUAGUACAGCGGUAGCGUUGUUGCCUCACAGCAAGAUGUUCUCCUGUUUGAUUCUCGGCUGGAGUGCCUUUUGUGUGGAGUCUGCAUGUCCUCCCCGCGGUC
Protopterus annectens (West African lungfish) is the source of this 1999-nucleotide messenger RNA. RefSeq names its product T-cell-specific surface glycoprotein CD28-like. Gene Ontology annotation, cellular component: external side of plasma membrane. Gene Ontology annotation, biological process: T cell activation; T cell receptor signaling pathway; T cell costimulation. The transcript is spliced from 5 exons. The record is from RefSeq and is a predicted model, not a curated record. Lineage: Eukaryota; Metazoa; Chordata; Ceratodontiformes; Protopteridae. Bases 83 to 1090 code for a protein of 335 amino acids.